AAACAAUAUCUCAUUAUAGCUUAACAGAUUGUUAGAGGACUAUUUGAAACUGGACAACAACCAAAAACAAUUCUUCCUAAUAAAAAGAUCUGAUUUAAAAGUACAAACAUUAAAUUCAUGUUUUUCAAUUAAAACCAAAGAAAAUAUUUUGAUAAAUGAAGAUGAUUAUUUCUUCUGCUUCUCAGAUCCUUGCAUGACUGAUACAUAUGCAGGAUGGCCUCUUAGAAAUUAUAUUCUUUUUCUACUGUACUAUUGGUAAAUAUAUAGCAAUCCCAAAUUAGCUGGAAAAUCAGUAAAUGUAAUAUCUUUCCGAAUACAUAGACAAGAAUCUCAAACAUUAUGUGAUAACAGUAUCAUUUUUACCGUUCGAAUUUCUAAUGAUAUUGGCCCACUUGAAGAUUUUGUUAAUGAGAAGGAUUCGUGGAUUGGAUGGGAAAGAAACGAGAAAGGAAAUUUUGGUCCUAAAUUUUCAAAUAUGAGAGGAUCGUUGGAUCCUGUGGGUUUAACUCAAUCAUCAGCCGAAUUAAAUUUGAAACUGAUGAAAUGGAAUCUGGUGCCAAAUUUAGAUUUGGAACGAAAUCAUAGUACAAAAUGUCUUUUAUUUGGGGCAGGAACUUUGGGAUGUGCUGUAUCCAGGUCAUUAAUGAGCUGGGGUGUAAAAAGCAUAACACUAAUCGACGGUGGCAAAGUCUCGUUUUCCAACCCUGUAAGACAGUGUUUGUACACUUAUGAGGACAGCUUAAAAGGAAUUCCAAAAAGUGUGGCAGCGGUUAAAAACUUAAAAGAAAUCUACCCGUUGGUGGACGCACACGCUUUUUCUUUAUUCGUACCCAUGCCAGGACAUCCUGUGGGUGAAAGUCUCUUAAAACAAACGUUAGAAACUGUAAAAGAAGUUGAAAAACUUGUGAAAGAAGCUGAUGUAAUUUUUUUGCUUACUGAUUCAAGAGAAAGUCGUUNUAUAAGGACGCACACGCUUUUUCUUUAUUCGUACCCAUGCCAGGACAUCCUGUGGGUGAAAGUCUCUUAA
This is a messenger RNA of Agrilus planipennis (emerald ash borer), 1027 nucleotides long. Its product is annotated as ubiquitin-like modifier-activating enzyme ATG7. The transcript is spliced from 5 exons. The coding region runs from base 476 to 1027 and encodes 183 amino acids. Lineage: Eukaryota; Metazoa; Arthropoda; Insecta; Coleoptera; Buprestidae. Gene Ontology annotation, molecular function: Atg12 activating enzyme activity; Atg8 activating enzyme activity. The record is from RefSeq and is a predicted model, not a curated record. Gene Ontology annotation, cellular component: phagophore assembly site; cytoplasm. Gene Ontology annotation, biological process: autophagy of mitochondrion; cellular response to nitrogen starvation; C-terminal protein lipidation.